AUGGACAACACGGCAGUCUUCUGCACCUCCCGCGGCACCACUUCAACACGCUCCGCGGCACCAAUGCAGCAGCACCACCAACUUCUCCCGGUCUUGACCUUCAGCUCCGCCGUCCUGUCAAAGAAGCUCCGUCUACAGUGUGCAGACCUGGAAGCCCCUAUUACGCUAUUGCAACGUCGGAAGCCCUAUCUCUGCGACUCGGGGUCCUGCCACGACCCCAGACUUGCCCUCCAGGCCCUACGUACCACACCACGCACUCCUAAACAGUGCGUUCCAGCACGUUGGGAAUCAGCCACCCCCGAGUCGUCAGAGGCAUUAUUGCUCGGGCAUGCCUUCUGCUGA
Molecule: messenger RNA, 342 nt
Organism: Colletotrichum lupini
Lineage: Eukaryota; Fungi; Ascomycota; Sordariomycetes; Glomerellales; Glomerellaceae
Exons: 1
Coding region: 1-342 (113 amino acids)
Source: RefSeq, a predicted model, not a curated record